CCCACAAAAAAACACGUGAUUCACGCAUAGAGUCACAUCUCGUAUACACAAAGCUGAUCCUGAUUUUUGCGUCUCAUUAAAUUUUAUAAUGUAAUUCAUUCAUUUCAAUUGUUUUCUGAAGAAACAUGAUUACAAGCCAAGAAUAUUUUAAUCAUUAGAGACUUACGUUGACGGUAAUUUUUCUUAGAAGCGUUAUCUGGUAAAUAUCGAAUGGAAUAACAUCCUCACUUAUCUUUAAAUCUUCUUGAAUACCGAACACACUAAGCCAAAUAAGUUUACGUUUGUGUUUUAGUAUUCAAUAUUACUAAUCCAAUUUCAAACAAUGUCGAAAAUGUAUUCUAAUGACAAAAUUAAAUUACACAUCCGAGGAAAUUCACAAAAUCCUGAUAACCGUAAUACUACUGGAUAUAAUGGAACCCCGCGAUAUUCUUCAAUCCAAUCAAGACUUAAGUUUAAACAUCGUCCAAGAAUCGACAAAGAUUUAAGAACAAAACUUGCAGCAAAACUAAUUAAACGUGAUAAUCAUGAUUAUACUUCUAAUGAGGAUUCAAAUGUAAAUCGUAGUUUACGAAGCAUUAUUUUUAGAAAUAAAGAAAUCCAGAUAAAAUCUGGACCUAUGCCACUUAGAAGACCUCAUUUGCAAAGUGACAUUAGAUCUAAAACAUAUUCAAGUGGAGAAAUUAGUUGGUAUAAGAUAAGUACAUCCUUUGGAAAUAAGUAUGACAAAGAUUACAUAAUUCAUAAACUUCUCAAAAUCACAGCGCCAUUAACUUUCAUACCGAUCAUGUAUCGAGUGAUAGGACAAGAGGCAGUAUUUUAUGUAGAUGACCAAAGAACAGCAAGCACAUUACUUGACUGUGACCGAAAAAUAACAACCCCAGAUAACUUUAAAAUAUCAGUCAAAGUAAAACCUGGUUAUCCAAAUUGCCAAAUAGAUGAAACUUUGAAGACAAAAUUAAAAAUAGCUAUGGCUAGACGAUAUAUUACAGCUAAUAAAGCUUUAGAUUUAUCAUGUUUUCAUCAUGACCCGGAGCUUGUUGAAAAUCAUUUUUGCGCUCUGUUUAGACCAGAAAUGAUGAUGACAGUUUUAGAGAUCGCUGGUCAGGCGAUUCCAAAUUUAGAGGCUUUGAAUCUUGAUAAUAAUAGAUUGUCUGUACUAGAAAAAUUGAACGUACUUCAAGAAAAGUUUGCUAAUUUGAAAGUCCUACACAUAGGUGAUAAUAAAAUCAGGAGCUUACAUCAAAUUGAUGAAUUAGGAGAUUUAAAAUUAAAUGAGUUCAGACUUGAAGGCAAUCCAUUGUGUGAUAGAUAUCAAAAUCGUUUUGAUGAUUAUGUCAGGGACAUUAGAGAAAGAUUUCCAAAACUACUUCGAUUGGAUGGAGUAGAGCUUCCGAAACCGAUUUCAUUUGAUGUAUCAGAUGAAGGCACCAAAAUUCCUCUGAGUCAUCGAGUUUUUACAGCAAAUGCUAAAGCCCAAGAAAUUGCCUACCAAUUCAUGCAACAGUAUUUCACUAUUUUUGACGGUGAAUCUCGACAACCACUUUUAGAUGCGUACCACGAACAAGCUGUUUUUGAUUUGGUUAUUACUCCAUGUUCAACAAUACACGAAUUUAAACAUUACUUUGAUGUAAAUCGAAAUUUAUUUCGUAUAAAUGAUGUGACCAAAAGAAAAAGAUUGCUGAAGCAAGGAAGGUUAUCUGUUGUGAGUUGUAUUUCAGAAAUACCAAAAACACGACAUUUUUCGAACACAUUCACUAUGGAUAUUGCUCUUGUGACUGAUACCAUGAUGGUCAUCACAGUGACUGGAAUCUUCAAAGAGAUAGGAACGAAAGAUGAACCAUUGCGCUACUUUGACCGUACUUUUAUUAUUGUUCCUGAAGGAACUGGAUAUUGUAUAAAAAAUGAACAACUUCAAUUAAGUCCACCAACAUUCUCUCAAGCGAAUCAAAUGAUAGAAGGACCAACAGUAACAUUUAUUCCCGAACCAGUUGCUAAUGUCGUAGCCACACCAUCAUCAAAUUCAGCUAGUGAACCUACAGAUGAAACCAAAAAUAAUAUGGCUAUAGAAUUAAGCCGUAUGACAAAUAUGAAUCUCAAUUGGAGUCUUAAAUGCCUACGAGAGGUAAAAUGGAGUUUUACCAUAGCUGUAUCAGCAUUCAACGAAUUUUUCCAACGUGGACAAAUCCCUCAAGAAGCAUUCGAGAAGUAAAGUCGUUAUUUUUUCUUACUUUGAUAUAGUAGUUAAACAGUUAAUAAUAAAAAUUUAUUAAUCAUUGAUAAAUUUCUUUCAUAAAAAGUUUGCUCAAAUAUUUGUCAUUAUUUGGCAUCAUUUGCCAAAUGUUACUGAAAAAACACAUGUUAAAGUUACAAUAUAAACUUAAGAUAUAUUAUU
This is a messenger RNA of Chelonus insularis, 2392 nucleotides long. Its product is annotated as nuclear RNA export factor 1-like. Gene Ontology annotation, molecular function: protein binding; RNA binding. Gene Ontology annotation, biological process: poly(A)+ mRNA export from nucleus. The transcript has 10 exons. Gene Ontology annotation, cellular component: cytoplasm; nucleus. The record is from RefSeq and is a predicted model, not a curated record. Lineage: Eukaryota; Metazoa; Arthropoda; Insecta; Hymenoptera; Braconidae. Bases 323 to 2209 code for a protein of 628 amino acids.